AUGAGAAAUGUCUGCUGGACGAUACCCAGUAUUUUCUACUGUCUGCUUUUUCUUCAAGUGUCCGGAUUUGACUGCCCCUACAAGGAAUGCUUCUGCGAGGGAAGAACCGUUUUCUGUGUUAACAGAGGAUUUAAUGCAACACCGGAGAUAGUCAGCAGCAACACGGCAGGUCUGACAUGGCUAAUGUUUGAUACGAAUAACAUCAAAGACAUCCCAGCUGGUCAUCUUCCUGCAAACUUAACUGAAAUUAGCUUUGAUUACAACCCAGUUGAAUCUAUAGACGACAAUGCAUUUAUCGGAUCCGCUGACACACUGGAGCUGCUAUCUUUCUGGGGAGCCAAGUUCUCGAAACUUCCAGAUGCCCUGACACAUUUGAAAGCUUUAAAGUACCUUUCGAUUUAUGACUCCAAUGUAAUUGACUGGAAUGUAAAUGUUAUGAAAGAGAUUGGCUUAACGCUCGAGAGUUUAUUUCUGAGAAAUGCUGGCGUAGUACUAUCGCCAUCUUGGAUUCAGUAUCUUUCAGGCAUUCAAGAGUUAAAUUUAGAAAGUUGUUUAGUGACUUCUCUUCCGGACAAUUCCUUAGAUACUGCAGAUGGUAACAUAACAAUUAUUUCGUUAUUUAAUAACAGUUUAACGGAAGUUCCAAAAGCCAUUUCAAAUUUGCCUGCACUAAAAAAACUAAAUUUGGGGAACAAUAAAAUAUCCAGUAUUACCUGGCUACCUCGAUCACAGCUGACUUCCCUAAUUCUCGAUCAUAAUAAUAUCUCCGACGGUCAGUUUUUGAGCAACGUUCUCCGCUCAUCAUCUGACUCUCUGAGAACUCUAACAUUACAAGUAAACCAACUAACAGCCAUUCCAGAGUUAGACUUUUUGUCAAACCUCAAAAAGGUGGACUUAUCAUACAAUAGAAUAGCAGACCCAAAUUUAGGAUCCUUCCCUGUGGAUAUGUUUGAGGUGAAUCUAGAACACAACCUUCUCCCUUUCAUUCCCAAAGCUUUGUCAAACCUGACACGUUUAAUAGAACUAGAAAUGAUUUCAAACAUGGUUCGCCAGAUUACGGCUGAGGAUUUCCCUCCCGGGGUCAUAUGGGUUUUCCUUGGACACAACCUGAUCACAGAACUGGAAGACACAACAUUCCCUGUCAAUUCUACAAUACAAUAUUUACACUUAAACAAUAAUCCAAUUAAUCAUAUUUCCAACAAAGCUUUCCACAAUUUUCCCAAACUGACUCUAGUGAACCUUGCAGAAACAAAAAUAACCCGUCUACCUCUUGCAUUAGCAUCUGUGUCCACAUUAAUUGUUUUUGAUGCAACUAACUGCACUGAGCUAGUCUGUACUUGUGAGGAGAAGUCUCUAGCGCCAGUGUUGACUCCCGUAUUGUCCGGAGACGUUCAUGGAAAUUGUGGCGACACAAGUAUAUAUGAAUUCUUUGCCAACUAUAGCUCUGCCUGUUAA
Molecule: messenger RNA, 1455 nt
Organism: Candidula unifasciata
Lineage: Eukaryota; Metazoa; Mollusca; Gastropoda; Stylommatophora; Geomitridae
Source: the annotation of a GenBank genome assembly